AUGGGGAUCCUAGUCCUCGCCAUCGCCGCGGCCCUCCUGUACUACGUCGCGGCCACGGCCCGCGCCUGGCUCCGCCUCCGCAGCUUCCCGGGCCCUCCGCUCGCCGGCCUCUCGUACGCGUGGAUCGCGCGCGCCGACUGGAGCGGCCGCGGCUGGAAGUACUGGCGGGACGCCAGCGCGCGGUACGGCCCGCUCGUGCGCGUCGGCCCCAACGAGCUCAUCACCGACGACGUGGAGCUGCUGCGGCGCAUGUCGGGCGCCCGCUCCCGGUACACGCGCUCGCAGUGGUACGCGCUCAACCGGCUCGACCCCUACGAGGACAGCAUGUUCAGCCACCGCGACACGGCGACGCACGACAGGCUCAAGGCGCAGACGGCGGCCGCGUACAGCGGCAAGGAGAACCCGGCGCUCGAGAUGGAGAUCGACGACGUCAUGGGCCAGGUCAAGGCCCUCAUCAGGCGGAAGUACCUAUCGCAGGGCCGGACGCUGAAGCCGCUCGAUCUCGGGAGCUUGUGUCAGCAUUUCACGCUGGACUCGAUCACGCGGAUCGCCUUUGGCGAGGAGUUUGGCUUUGUUAGAGAAGACGGUGACGUGCACAAUUACAUGAAAAUUGUGGAGGACAUAGCUCCAUUUAUGCAAGUGGCCGCCGACGUACCGAUUCUUGCGAGCAUCAUGUCUUCGCCAAUUGUCCUGAAGCUGGCUGGGCCGAGCACCAAGGAUAAGAUGGGCAUUGGGAAAUUGAUGGGAGUCGCCCAAGCCGUCGUUGGAAAGCGUUUCCAACCGGAUGCACCCGACCAACGGGAUAUGCUGGGUGCUUUUAUCCGUCACGGGCUGACCCGGCGUCAGUGCGAGACCGAAGCAUUGUUCCAGGUCAUGGCUGGCUCCGACACGACAGCCACGGCCAUUCGCACGACUAUGCUCUAUAUCAUGACCACACCUCACAUUUACACCAAGUUGCUGCAGGAGAUCAGUAAUGCUAUCCGGGAUGGCAAGGCCUCCAAGCCCAUCACGUCAGCCGAAGCAGAGAACCUGCCGUAUAUACAAGCCAUCGUAUUUGAGGGCCUCCGCAUCCAUCCUCCCUUCGCAGGCUUGGCCAUGAAGCAGGUGCCGCCAGAAGGAGACACGUUCAAUGGCAAAUUCAUCCCUGGAGGAACGAGGAUCGCAGCGAGUAUCUGGUCUCUUACACAUUCGAAAGCCAUCUUUGGAGCCGAUGCUGAGCUGUUCCGUCCCGAGCGCUGGAUUGAAGCGGACGAGGCCACGCGGAACGAGAUGCGGAGGGCGACCGAGAUGGUCUUUGGAUACGGCCGUUGGGGCUGUGCUGGGAAGAGCAUUGCUUUUAUGGAACUGAACAAGAUCUUCUUUGAGCUCUGGCGAGAAUUUGACUUUCAGCUUGUCUACCCUACAAAGCCGAUGGAAGUUGUAAACCACAAUCUCUUCCUCCAGAAGGAGAUGUGGGUAAAGGUCACAGAAAGAGAUGCUAUUUAG
Messenger RNA from Thyridium curvatum, 1485 nucleotides. RefSeq lists its product as uncharacterized. The transcript has 5 exons. The coding region runs from base 1 to 1485 and encodes 494 amino acids. The record is from RefSeq and is a predicted model, not a curated record. Lineage: Eukaryota; Fungi; Ascomycota; Sordariomycetes; Thyridiales; Thyridiaceae. Gene Ontology annotation, molecular function: heme binding; oxidoreductase activity, acting on paired donors, with incorporation or reduction of molecular oxygen; monooxygenase activity.